CGCAAUCCAGACAUGUUUUGCCAUCUUAUGCGAGUCUGCAUCAGUCCGUCAUCGGUCUGGACGUGUUAUUUUCCACAAACCCGAAACAACCUGGGGGAGCUUUGCGAGCGUUCGGACCGCCGUCAUGCCCACGUCAGGCUCCGUGGUGGUAUGCAAAUCUUUGUGAAGACCCUCACUAACAAGACCAUCACCCUCGAGGUGGAGUCUUCCGACAUGAUCGACAAUGUCAAAGCGAAGAUCCAGGACAAGGAGGGCAUCCCCCCAGACCAACAGAGGUUGAUCAUUGCCGGAAAGCAACUUGAGGAUGGGUGCACUCUUGCUGAUUACAACAUCCAAAAGGAAUCAACCUUGCACAUGGUUCUCCGUCUCCGUGGUGGCAUACAAAUCUUUGUCAAGACCUUGACCGACAAGACAAUUACCCUAGAGGUCGAGUCUUCUGACACAAUCGACAAUGUGAAGGCCAAGAUCCAGGAUAAGGGCAUCCCACCGGACCAGCAACGUCUGAUCUUUCCAGGCAAGCAACUUGAGAACGGACGCCCCUUGCUGAUUACAAUAUCCAGACGGAAUCCACCUUGCACCUAGUUCUCCGCCUCCGUGGUGGCAUGCAUAUUUUGACAAUGAUUUUCAUUUAUUGAAUGCUUAUAAAAUUAGUAUACAAACAUAUAAAAUAAAAUUGUUUAGUAAGACA
This is a messenger RNA of Aegilops tauschii subsp. strangulata, 688 nucleotides long. RefSeq names its product polyubiquitin 11-like. Lineage: Eukaryota; Viridiplantae; Streptophyta; Magnoliopsida; Poales; Poaceae. Gene Ontology annotation, molecular function: protein binding. The record is from RefSeq and is a predicted model, not a curated record.